Messenger RNA from Larimichthys crocea (large yellow croaker), 1374 nucleotides. It is a transcript of the gene cd74b, whose product is annotated as CD74 molecule, major histocompatibility complex, class II invariant chain b. Gene Ontology annotation, biological process: immune response; antigen processing and presentation; intracellular protein transport. The record is from RefSeq and is a predicted model, not a curated record. The coding region runs from base 159 to 752 and encodes 197 amino acids. Lineage: Eukaryota; Metazoa; Chordata; Actinopteri; Sciaenidae. Gene Ontology annotation, cellular component: membrane. The transcript has 8 exons. Gene Ontology annotation, molecular function: macrophage migration inhibitory factor binding; MHC class II protein binding.
UGUUCGAGCUGUGUGCGUGGGUUUUCCCCCGCCUGUUGCUUUCAGUUCCCUCCGCCUGUCUUCAGCCUUAUAGGUAAAACCAUCACACACAUUCUGCCAUUGACAUUUGUGAAACAGCUUGAAGCCUGACCUGAAAUAAGGUGUGUGUUUCUGUGAAGAUGUCGGACCCCGAGACUCCAAACCAGCCUCUCCUCCAGGCAGCCACCAAUGUGCCAGCAGCACAGAGGGGCAGUUCCUCCCGCGCCUACAAGGUGGCAGGGUUUACCCUGUUGGCCUGUCUCCUGAUUGCCGGCCAGGCGAUGAUCGCCUACUUCCUCCUCAACCAGAGGAAUGACAUCAAAUCCCUGGAGGAGCAGAACAGCAACCUGCAGGCCGAGAUGACGAGGGGAAGAUCUGUUGCCGUGCCCAUGCGGACUCACAUGGCAAUGAACGCUCUGCCCGUGAUGGAUGUCUCUAUGGAUGAGGAUUCUUCCAUCACAGACCCAGAAAAACCUGCCCCUCGUCAGGUCACUGACUGCCAGCUCGAGGCCGCCGGUAAGAAGCCUGUGCAGGUGCCAGGUUUCCGCCCCAGCUGUGAUGAGCGCGGCUUGUACCAGCCCCAGCAGUGCUUCAUGACUCAGUGCUGGUGUGUCAACCCAGCCAACGGAAAGCAGAUCCCUGGAUCUCUGAAAAAUGGACAGGCCUCCUGCCGUGCAGCUGUCAUUGCUGGCAAGAUGAGAGAGGCUUUGACUCUGCCUGAUAUUGAAGUCUAAUAACAUGCUGGUGAAAUUUCCUCUAGAGACCAGCAAUGGUUCGAGCCAAAAAUCAUGAUUCGCUACAACUUCAGCAACUUUUACUCACCAUAUUAUCUGUAGGACCUGAUAAGCUAAUGAGUUUUUUUUUUGAGCUACAAGAUUAUAACAAUUUCUCUGCUUGCUAUCAUUUUAUUAGUUUAUUGCAAAUGAUCUGCAACCAAUGUUAUUCUAACAGGUUAUGUUUGCAUUACAUCUUAAAUGGCUCGUAAAAGUUAAGGAUUUUAAAUGUUUGGUAUUGUUUUUUUUUGACAGAAAUAUUAUUGUAUUCAACAUUUGACCCAUUUCAGUUUGCAAAAAAUAAUAAAAAAAAAAUAUGUUGGGAAGUUUGUAAAAGAGCAGUGAAUUGGAAAAUAACAGCAUGGACCAUGGGGCCAUUCAUUGGAGUGUGGGCAGAUUUAAAUUAUUGAUAUAAUUAAUAUAUUUUGCCAAUGAAAACAUCUGUUCACUGAGAUAAACAAUGUGGUAAAAAAAAAAAGGAUGAAACUGUGAUUACAGAAAAUACUGACGCCAAGAAUACUCAAUUGCAAACUGUAUUUUCCCCCCAUUUAUUUGAACAACCCAAAUAAAGAUUUUAAAAACA